AAUUCCCACCUUGAAAAUGUAUAUAAGGACCAUGCCUCCUGUUGUUAAGGGCAGCCAAAGCGGGAUUUGUAGCGUCCAAGGGUGACACAGACUUUUUACUCUGAAGGGGACCCACGCCGUACAGGGACUGAGGCCGGAAUUAAACCUCCCGCAUCGCCGGGUAAAAGUAUUACGUCACGUGAUGCGGGCCGGCCCCGCCUACUGCCCAAAAACAGCAAAACCAAGGGAUGGAACUGGCGCCUAUCACGCUUCCGGUCACGCGGUGGUCAGUGACUCCGGAACCGGAAGCUUACUCCGGAAGUGGCUCUCGGUGAGGAAGAAGAAGCGCACUCAGCAGGGGUUUGCAGUGAAGGCGUUUGGGAGUCGGGCUGUGUAAAUCAACGAGCGUGGCUGCGGAAGUGCCAAGCUUUGCAGGGCUCCGGCCGCCUGAACUCCCGUACCCUAAGGCGGACACUCUACAUCUUCCGCCGGUGGUGCGCGCCUCAGGGAGUGGAGCUUGCUUGCUCUACACGCUGCUUCCUGUGUGAGGAUAUCAGUGAAAAAGCCCUAGUCCCAGGCACAGACACGGGCAUAAAUAUGGACGUGAGCUUUACGGGGCUGCCACCAGUUGAUCAGAAACACAGGAGUGGACAGACCGAGGCCGCAGUACUGACUUGCUCAUUGUGCCGACAGGACUUGCAAUAGGUGGGAGCCUGGCUCCUACCCUGCCAGCAUUUGCUCUGUAAGGACUGCUUCCAGGGCCUGACCCAGGAGCUAUGGCAGGUUGCCAAGGCUCGAGGGACUGUCUCAGAUGAGUUCAUCUCCUGUCCUGGGUGUAAGCAAGUAUACCUUACCAGGGAUGUAACUGAACAUUUCUUUCUGCACUGCUUUUCUGCCGGGCAAUCCAAGAUGGCCAGGAACUGCUCUGAGUGCAAGGAGAAGAGGGCGGCACACAUCCUCUGUACCUACUGCAACCGCUGGCUGUGCAGCUCCUGCACGGAGGAGCACCGGCAUGGCCCCAUCCCCGGGGGGCCGCUCUUCCCGCUGGCCCAGAAGGGAUCCCCAGGAGUGAAUGGUGGUUCUGGGGACUUCGCCUUGUACUGUCCUCUCCACACACAGGAAGUGCUCAAGCUCUUCUGCGAGACCUGUGAUGUGCUCACCUGCCAUAGCUGCCUCAUGGUGGAACACAAGGAGCACAGGUGCAGACAUCUUGAAGAAGUUCUACAAAACCAGAGGAUGCUUCUGGAAAGUGUGACUACACAGGUGGCUCAUAAGAAAUCCAGUCUACAGACUUCUGCAAAGCAAAUCGAGGACAGGCCCUCACAGGAGGGAAGGGCUCACCAUGCUAUGUUCCAUCCUGUUUACAGGAUUUUUGAGGUGAAGCAUCAGCACAGGAAGGUGGAAAACCAGAUCAAAAUGGCCAAGAUGGUUCUGAUGAAUGAGCUGAACAAGCAGGCCAACGGGCUCAUAGAAGAGCUGGAGGGCAUUACUAAUGAGAGAAAACAGAAGCUGGAACAGCAGUUACAGAGCAUCAUGGUCCUCAACCGUCAGUUUGAGCAUGUGCAGAAUUUCAUCAAUUGGGCUGUCUGCAGCAAAACCAGCGUCCCUUUCCUUUUCAGCAAAGAGCUGAUUGUGUUUCAGAUGCAGCGAUUGCUGGAGACAAAUUGCAACACAGAUCCUGGCUCCCCUUGGAGUAUCCGAUUCACCUGGGAGCCUAACUUCUGGACCAAGCAACUGGCUUCCCUCGGCUGUAUAACUACUGAAGGUGGACAGCUAUCCCGGGCAGAUACUCCUGCUUAUGGAGGCUUACAGGGACCAUCCUCCUUUUAUCAAAGCCACCAGUCCCCAGUGGCUCAGCAAGAGGCUCUUAGCCACCACUCACACAAGUUCCAGUCUCCAGCACUGUGUUCCUCGUCCGUGUGCUGCUCCCACUGCUCCCCAGCCUCGCCCUCUCUCAAAGGCCAGGUACCCCCACCCAGCAUACACCCAGCCCACAGCUUUCGGCAGCCCUCUGAGAUGGUGCCCCAGCAGCUGGGGUCCCUGCAGUGCUCCACCCUGCUGCCCAGGGAGAAAGAGCUGCCCUGCAACCCUCAUCCACCAAAGCUGCUGCAGCCCUGGCUGGAGACCCAGCCCGCUGUGGAGCCGGAGGGCACACACCAGCGGCUGGGGCAUCAGCUGACCUCCCAGCCGGUGUGCAUCGUGCCCCCGCAGGAUGUUCAGCAAGGAGCCCAUGCCCAGCCUACCUUGCAGACACCCUCUAUCCAAGUCCAGUUCGGCCACCACCAGAAGCUGAAGCUCAGCCACUUUCAGCAACAGCCACAGCAGCAGCUGCCGCCUCUGCCGCCUCCGCCGCCUCCACCGCCUCCACCCCAGCCACAGCCACCCCCACCUCUCCCUCCAUCUCAGCACCUGGCUUCCGGUCAGCAUGAGAGCCCUCCUGGGCCCGCCUGUUCCCAGAAUGUGGACAUAAUGCACCACAAGUUUGAGCUGGAGGAAAUGCAGAAGGACCUGGAGCUUCUCCUUCAAGCUCAGCAGCCCAGCCUGCAACUGAGUCAGACCAAAUCACCCCAGCAUCUUCAGCAAACCAUCGUGGGGCAGAUCAAUUACAUCGUGAGGCAGCCGGCACCUGUCCAGUCCCAGAGCCAGGAGGACACUGUACAGGCUACAGAUGAGUCCCCGGCAUCGACAUCAGAAGUCCCAAAGCCAACUCUCUCUCUUGACAAGAACACUGCUGCUAAUUUGCCCCAGGCAUCUGGGGACGAAACCCCUCACAGUGUCCCCCCAUUGGACAGCACCAUCCAGCACUCCUCUCCAAAUGUGAUGAGAAAGCACUCUACUUCCGUGAGCAUUAUGGGUUUUUCCAACACUCUGGAGAUGGAGCUGUCCUCUACCAGGCUGGCGAGGGCCUUGGAGCCACAGAUCCAGAGUGUGGGCAGUCUGACAGCUGGGCCCCUGCAGGCAGCACCGAGCCUGCUGAGUGGCCCCCCAGCAACUGUGUCCAGCCUGACGAGUGGUCAUAACCAGGCCAUGCCCCGCCUGACCGUCAGUCACCUGCAGACUGUGCCCAGCCUUAUGCGUGGCACUCCCCAGUCCGUGCCCAACCUGAUGAGUGAUUCCCCUCAGGCCAUCACCAGCCUGGCGAGUGAUCACUCACAUGCUGGGCCCAACCUGAUUCCUGGUCCCGCGCAGGCCUUGCCAAGUCUGGCAGCUUGUCCUCUGCAGAGCGUGCCUCCGGCUUCUGACAUGCCGCCGGAAACGGGAUCCAGCUGUAGUCCUGGCUCUGGCCGAGCUGCAGGGAGCCUGUGCCCUGGAGAUCGGGCUGACGCCUCCCUGGGGAAUGCCCUGUGUAAGAUGGAAAGUGAGGAUUCCACCCGUUUUGCUGACUCUCUGGGACAAGGCCCCACAGCCCCUGGUCUGGAUGUUUCCAAGGACUUGGCUAUCCCCUCAGAACUGGAGGAGCCAAUCAACCUCUCUGUGAAAAAGCCACCGCUGGUUCCAGUGGUCAGCACAUCCAUGGCUCUGCAGCAGUACCAGGGCCCAAAAGAGUAUGAGAAUUUGGAACAUGGAGACCGAGAGCUGGAUGCAAAAGAGAACCAGAGCGUCAGGCCCUUCGCUAGUGAGCCCAAGAUCCCCUAUGUGCGCCUGGAACGACUCAAGAUCUGUGCUGCCUCCUCGGGAGAGAUGCCUGUGUUCAAGCUGAAGCCACAGAAGAAUGAUCAGGAUGGGAGCUUCCUGCUGAUCAUCGAGUGUGGCUCUGAAUCUUCCAGCAUGUCCAUUAAGGUUAGUCAGAACAACCUGCCCGAUGCCAUCCAGGCCCCAAGUCUGGGGGGAAGAAAGGUCACUGUCACAUCUCUGGCUGGGCAGCGGUCACCCGAGGUGGAGGGGGCAUCUCCUGAAGAACACAGACUCAUUCCUCGAGCCCCUGGAGCCAAGAAGGGACCCCCAGCACCAAUAGAGAAUGAGGACUUCUGUGCCGUGUGCCUCAAUGGGGGGGAGUUGCUGUGCUGCGACCGCUGCCCCAAAGUGUACCACCUUUCCUGCCACUUGCCAGCCUUGCUCAGCUUCCCAGGGGGAGACUGGGUGUGUACCUUGUGCCGCAGCCUGACCCAGCCCGAGAUGGAGUACGACUGUGAGAAUGCCCGCUAUAACCAGCCUGGAGUACGGACCCCUCCUGGCCUGAGCAUAUCUGACCAGAAGAAGUGUGAGAAGCUGGUACUGUCCUUGUGCUGCAAUAGCCUCAGCCUGCCUUUCCAUGAACCUGUCAGCCCGCUGGCCCGCCAUUACUACCAGAUUAUCAAGAGGCCUAUGGACCUGUCCAUCAUUCGGAGGAAGCUGCAGAAGAAGGACCCAGCUCACUACACCACUCCGGAGGAGGUGGUGUCGGACAUGCGCCUCAUGUUCUGGAACUGUGCGAAGUUCAACUAUCCCGAUUCUGAGGUGGCAGAGGCCGGGCGCUGCCUGGAAGUGUUCUUUGAGGGCUGGUUGAAGGAGAUCUACCCGGAGAGACAGUUUGCCCAGCCAAGGCAGGAGGACUCAGACUCCGAGGAGGUGUCUAGUGAGAGUGCGUGUUCCACUCCCCAGGGCUUCCCGUGGCCCCCCUACAUGCAGGAGGGCAUCCAACCCAAGAGGCGGCGGCGACACAUGGAGAAUGAAAGAACAAAAAGAAUGACGUUCCGCCUUGCCAACAGCAUCUCCCAGGUGUGAGAGCUGGAAGGAGACCGAACACUCUGGCAGAUGGCGCCCCAUCCUGUCGCCCACUUCUCCCCACCUUUCAGCUCAUUCUCUUCAGAUUGUGGAUGUGAGACAAGUUUUGUCGAGCUGUGUAGUGCCCUUCUUUGCCAUUUGCAUCUUCCAGCAUUUAUUUGGGAGCCAUAGUGCAUCCACUACAGAGAAUAUUUCAGUAAUAAACAGAAAAGGGGGAGGUGUUCUCUAUUACCAGAAUAAUCAGAUGUGUAGGGUCCACUUGACAAGACCAUGCCUGGUCAGGCUCAGGAGGACCUAAGUUCCUUGGUGAAUUCUUCCUGCUGAAGAAAGCAGACUUUCCACACCUUUCAGUGUGCAAGGCUCAGGAGCAAGGUAUAUAUCUGAACCCCUCUGGGGCUCAGAAGAGGGUAAAUAAAGGGAGAGAGGUUCUGACACAUGGCAGGCCUGUGAUCCCUGGUCCGGUACAGCCAAAGACUGUCACUGUUUGCCUUUGCCUGGCCUGCCGGGACAGAGGCACCUGCCCUGGGCAGGAUAAUGGAGGCUUUUAGAGGCCAGAGGUCUCGAAUUGGUGCCUAUUUGGGUUCUAACGGUUUUCAGGGUAUUUGUUUUUCGUGCCCCCUUUCUUGAUGCUGACUUGGGUGGCUGCUGUGAAAGUGCUCUGGAUGGUACAGCAUUUUUGACUGGGCUGGGUGGCUGUGCAGAGAGUACUUACAUCUUCAGGCUAAGAUUUCACUGAGCUUAAGAAGAUGUCAUCUUCAGAGCCAGCCCUCUAUGCCACUUUCUUUGGGCUAAUGGUAGCUCUUCUUUGGUGUCAGAACCUGCCUUCCUAGAAGUGAUUGUUGGUAGCUACCCCUUCAUUAUCUCCAUUUAGAGGUCUGGAUCCCAAGUUCUGCUUCAAAAGCUGUGAGGCAGCUGCUGCAGGUAGAGAGUUUCCUGGACAGGGAGAGUGCCCCACAGCCAGCUCACUCUGCUGGGCCUGUCCUCCUGCUUAGAGUGCCCAGUCUUCGCCCUGUCCAUGUCCACGGAGCCAAAGAUCAGAAGUGAGACCUCUGACGUGCCUGCCCUCAGGCUGUCCACAGCCCAGAAAAAGCCAAGACUCUUCUGGUAGCCCUGUUUUUGUUGGUGGUUGGAGAAAGCCGAGCAACUGGCAGGACCCAGACCUAAACGUUCAUGGGAAGUGCCGUGUAGGGUGGAGAGGGGGCAGACCGAGAGGCGAGAAGCCAGUGUCCUUCAGGAACUUCAGGACUUCUAGAAAGCAGAGAGAAGUGUUCUAGAAGCCACGGGAACAGGAACAGAGCUCCAGGCUGCAUCGCGAAUGGAUCUCAUGGUCUAUUCAGGCUGUUUGGGAGGAAGAAACAGGCAGACACUGUGAGUCCUGUCACCUUACCCACAAAGGCUUGGCUGACAAACAGCCUGGCGCUGAUGUCAUGGGGGUGGCCAUGGACCCAGCCCUUCAAUGGCCUGGUGACACAGCGAUCCCUGGUCCCGUCACUGACUAGCUAAUUUCAAUCGGGUCUUAAGUCAUGGCUUUAUUUCUGCUAAGAGCUGCAGCUUCGGGAAGUUCUCCUUGGCAGGGCCUUGGCUAAUGUGAACACUGUGAUCAGAGUAAAUGUUUCUCCUCUCCUUGUGAGGUGAUGGCCCUGCUCGUGUCCUUCUCCACCCAGGCUGGAGGAGCAUCUCCACUGCAAAGCAAACGGUGCCCAGGGACUUGCCAUUCUUUCACCAGCAUUUGCCAAGCUCUCCUAAGCGGGUGGGCUUCCAUAAUCCCGUUUUCUAGUUUGGGGUAACUACGUCUUUCAUAUGCCAGGAGCUGGCAGUCUUUGGACUUAGCCCUCUGUUCUUUGGGGCUUUCUGGUUUGGGCUGUGGCCACUCCCCUUUCCAUUUUUGAACCUUUUUCUCUGUGUGGGUUGGCUUUGCUGGGUCCCCCCCUGUAUUUACCUCACUAACUCCUGCUCUUGGUAAUCUUUCCUUUGCGUGGCCCACGUUCCAGCCUCCUCUGAGUGGGCUCCAUGGUGCUUUGUGUUGGGCAACCAGGUGAAGGCUGUGACUGGCUCAGAUUUGAUUGAGAUCCUUGCCCAGGACCAGUUGGAGGCCACAAAUAUGAAUCAGAAAUGCCUGGUUAGAUGCUUGGCUUCCCUUCUAUCAGUGAAGCUUCCAGCUUGGGUAUAGCCUGAUAGGGGCCCAGGGAUCAGCACGCUGGGCCAGAGGACCUCAGUGCUGUGGUAGAGUCACAUUUUCCCUUCCGAUCACAGAGACCCUGCAUGCUGAGAGGCUCCCUUCAGGCGCCUGAUUUGGGAGGGGCAGGAGGUCUGGGGUCCUUUCCUUCAAGGGUUCGAGGCCCUGGCCCAUCACACCAUCCCUACACUGCUUACCUAUAGCACUGCCCUCUCUCUGGUUUUUCCUGAAUGCUUAGCACCAAUGUUUUGAGUCAUGGUUAUGUUUUAUUUUGUUUUUGCAUGCAGAAAACAGAUCAUGACUUUUUAGAAUUUUUUUCUUCUUUUAAAGCUACUAGCUGCAUGAUUGACUUCAGUGGCUCUUUGAAAGCACUUGAGCUGAUCGAUCCUGCUUUUGAAUUAGUCUGAUAAUGGCCUCAUUUUGAAGUCAGUCAAGUCCUUUGACCCUUGACAAAGUCAGGAAACGGAGGUACUAUAA
This is a messenger RNA of Hipposideros armiger (great roundleaf bat), 7336 nucleotides long. RefSeq names its product tripartite motif containing 66 (gene TRIM66). The record is from RefSeq and is a predicted model, not a curated record. The transcript has 21 exons. Gene Ontology annotation, cellular component: chromatin. Gene Ontology annotation, molecular function: zinc ion binding; protein binding. NCBI's taxonomy places the organism in Eukaryota, Metazoa, Chordata, Mammalia, Chiroptera, Hipposideridae. Bases 889 to 4683 code for a protein of 1264 amino acids.